GUCGUACCUGCUUAUUGCCCACUCGCCCGUUCGCCAGUCGACGAGUAUACAAUUUUUUCUGUGUCAAUAUUAUUUUAUUGCUGACUGAAAGGAGGGGAAAACGCAAAAAGGCUAUAGAAAUUCGCCCCGAUCCGCCGACUGCCGACUGCGAGUGAAAGCAAGAUGAACGAGGGCAGGCAGUACUCGAUCCACAGCCUGUGCAGGAUCUGUCUGAACCACCUGCAGAACGACGCCGCCUACGAUUUGUAUCUGGUGCCAGGACUCUCGAAGAAGCUAUGUUUCUGCACCUCCCUGUCCGUGGAGCAGAACGACGGCUUCCCGAAGAACCUGUGCACGCUGUGCUACACGAAACUGAAUGACCUGCACGACUUCCAGAGGCAGUGCGUCGAUUCGGUGCAGAAGUUCCAGGAUCUGGUGGCCAGCAAUGUCUUUGCCUGCCAGAGCAGCUUCGAUGUCCUGGAUCCCAAUGUCGCCGUCCAGGAUUACCAGGGCGAGGAGGAGGAUCAUGUCAACUACGAUCCCCUGCUGAAUCACAAGAUGGAGCUGAUCGAGAACGAGGAGGACGUCUUCAAGAUGCUGGAGCAUGUGGACAAGGAGGCCGAGGAGGUGGAGAACGGCGCCAAGGUGGAGCGCGAAGAUCCGGAUGAGGAUCUGUCCAUCAAGAUGUUCGACGACGACGCUUCCUCGCUGGAGAGCGGCAAUGACAACGACCACGACCUGGAUUUCGAGCCCAACAGCAGCGACGAUGACAUUCCGCUGGCCCAACGGAUGCGGGGAGUUCCAGCUGGAGGAACCUCCUCCUCCUCCUUGGCCAGCAAGCCCAAGGCGAAGCGGGGACGCCCCAAGAAGAUCAAGCCGCCGCCGCCGGCGGACGAGGAGGAGAUCAGCGGCUCCUCCGAGGACUCCGAGGAUGACUCAGAGGACAAGCCGAAGAGGAAGCGCAUUCCGCUGGAGGAGCGCCACCUGCACCGCAUCAUCGACUGCCACAUCUGCCACCAGAAGUUCAAGAAGGCCAUCCGCUACGAGGAGCACAUGAAGUACCACAACGACCUGCUGCCCUUCCAGUGCAAAGUGGAGACCUGCAAGAAGGGUUUCACCACCGCCAACGGGCUGCGCAUCCACAUCGACCACGCCCACACGGAGCUCUCCGAGGUCCACGCCUGCAUCGCCGAGGGCUGCGGCAAGACCUUCCCGCGCGUCCGCCUGCUCACCUUCCACAUGAAGAAGGUGCAUGGCAUCACGAAGGCGGCUGCUCCUUUGCGCGACUUCCCCUGUCCCGAAUGCGACACCGUCUUCCGCUGCCCCACGGCGCUCAAGAAGCACAUGUACAAGCACACCGGCGAGGAGCUUCCCUAUCCCUGCAACAUCUGCGGCAAGCGGUUCGUGAUCAACAGUGCUCUAAGGGAUCACCUCAUGCGGCAUGCGGGCAUCAAGAAUCAUGUGUGUCCCUACUGCGGAGUGGGCAAGACGACGCGCCAGGAGUGGAACGCCCAUAUCCUCACGCACACCAAGGAGAAGAAGUUCAAGUGCCGGCAGUGCGACCACGCCUCGCACAACAAACAGGCGCUGUCCAACCACGUGAAGGUGGUGCACGAGAAGCGCAAGGAUUUCGCCUGCCAAUACUGCGGCAAAACCUUUGGCAAGUCGCAUGCCUGCAAAGUUCACGAAAGAAGUCACACGGGGGAGAAGUGCUGCGAGUGCAAGAUCUGCGGCAAGAUCUUCCUCUGCGAGAAGAGCCUCACCAAGCAUUUGAAGACGCACGAGAAGAGGGAUCUGCCGCCGGCGGAGCCCCAUCGCCAGCAGCUCAACAUUCCCAUGCCGGGCCAAAUGAUGCCUGGCCAGAUGCCCAUGCAGAUGCAGGCCGACGGCCUGGUCCAGAUGGAUCCCCAUCAGAUGCCCAGCGAGGAGAUGCUCAAGGCUUGCGGCGGCGGCAGCGGCGGGUCCGCGGCAGUGCCUCCCAAGCCGAAGAACUCGCGGCGCGUCCAGCGGGUGGACAUUUCCCAGCUGGCCGGCACCGCUGUGAAUCCGAUACCCUCGGUUUCGGUGCCCUCGUGGUCGCCGCAGGUGAACUUCACCAAGAAGGAGGGCCAGCACAUCUGCCCAGGCUGCGGGCGCGGCUUCAACAACAUCGGCAACAUGAAGCUCCACUACAAGAUCAUCCACGAGAAGGUCAAGGACUUUGCCUGUCGCUUCUGCCCCAAGCGCUUCUCCAAGGCACAGAUUUUGCGCCACCACGAAUGGAUACACACCGGGGAAAAGCCAUUCGAGUGCAAGAUCUGCGGCAAGCACUUCCGCCAGGAGACGGCGCUCAAGAAGCACAUCAAGACGCACGAGAAGCCGAACAGGAGGCACGUGCCCGAGCGCAGUGCACCCACACAGAUCACGUUCCGCAAACUGGAGCCGGAUGCCGAGCCGCGGAACUUCGAUCAGUACCAGGAUCCCGCGGUGGAAAGGGCGGCCGCCACUGCCGAGCUGCUCGCCCAUCAGCUGGAGGAGAACGAGGCCAAGCGGAAGGCGGACAUCGAGCGGCAGAAGAUCGCGGCGGCCGCUUGCGAGCAGCUGACGAAGCUGCAGCAGCAGCAGGAGAUCAUGAAGGCCACCACCUCGUACGAUGGCUACUACGCGCAGAAGGCCCAGGCCGAGGGCACCAGCUUGGAUUCGUUGAAGAUCGAUCAUGUCUAGGCUUUAGGCUUUACUUUAUAUAUAUACAUACAAUCUAGCGACUUAUGUAUCCACUUCUACAGCAGCUGUCACUGUCCGGAAAUCUUUUAAGCAUGCCUCGAAUUGCUCUCUAGCUGGAUGAUCAGAUUGUAGGUUUAUAACACAUAAACAGCCCUAAUUAUUCGAGUACAUAUUACAAUAUGAACACUUCUUAUUUUUACAUACGUUUAUACAUACAUGCAAUAUAUGUAUUUUGUUUUUCCGUGUAAUGUCUCCCGUGCUUACUUAGAGUAAUGGAUUAAAAUAAUAUACACAACGCC
Molecule: messenger RNA, 2981 nt
Organism: Drosophila takahashii
Lineage: Eukaryota; Metazoa; Arthropoda; Insecta; Diptera; Drosophilidae
Gene: D19A
Product: D19A
Biological process (GO): regulation of transcription by RNA polymerase II
Cellular component (GO): nucleus
Molecular function (GO): RNA polymerase II cis-regulatory region sequence-specific DNA binding; zinc ion binding; DNA-binding transcription factor activity
Source: RefSeq, a predicted model, not a curated record